Messenger RNA from Vigna umbellata (rice bean), 892 nucleotides. RefSeq lists its product as uncharacterized. The record is from RefSeq and is a predicted model, not a curated record. Lineage: Eukaryota; Viridiplantae; Streptophyta; Magnoliopsida; Fabales; Fabaceae.
UCAUGCACACCAUACAAUUUACAAACCCUUGACAUAUAAACAAAAUUGCUCUAAAAAUAUUACUCGACAACGGAGAGCUUACACCAAUAUACCACACUAUUCCGCUGGUCGUCCUUUUCCGUUUUUAUCUUUCUCGCACAUAAACUUCAUCGUCACAACAUUUUUCCUCAGUGCUUUUGUUACUGUUCAAAUAUCUCCUCAAAUGUGAGAAUAUCGUCGACAACUCCUUCCUCAACCUCCUCGAUCAUCCUCGUUACAUCAAUUUAUGGAAAAACAAAGUCAUGAAUGUACCAUCAUCGACAUCCCCGACAUAGAAAUAGACCGUCUUCAGAGUGACGAACCAAAACCCCUCAAGGACGAGAAGAUGAGCGGUGGCAUGCGGUUUCUCAGGGUGGCGCUCCUCGUCAUGCGAGGACGUUCCCAAAAGCCAAAGGCGAUUCAACAGGUUGGUCAAAUCGACGAUGGGUCCAAGAGCAGGUGGAAGAGGGUUGUGGGGUCCACGAGGCCCUUGCACCUUCAAAGCAACCAAUCCCCAUGCUCUGUUUCUGACUCCGCCAGUUUUUUUCAUUCGCCUAAGUGGCCAGCGAUGGAAUGCAGAGGCAACGCUUCUAAUUUUGUGGCGGAGGAGGGGCCUCACUCGCCUUCACUACCCAGUAGCCGUUACGCUUCGGCUGUGGGGUUGAACGAACUGGUUCAAUGUGAUGAGGAGAAUGUGAAGCAAGAGGUGAUCGUGAAGGAGUGCGAGGAACGCAUUCAUGGAGAUGGGGAUGAGAUGAUUGAUUCCAAGGCUGAGGAUUUCAUUACUCACUUCUACCAAGAAAUGAGGCUGCAGCGUAUGAAUACCGUGGAUCGUCUUUACGCCGAGCGAAGUCAAAGGUCACUGGGUUGGUAA